Spea bombifrons (plains spadefoot toad) is the source of this 2325-nucleotide messenger RNA. It is a transcript of the gene KCNIP4, whose product is annotated as potassium voltage-gated channel interacting protein 4. Bases 349 to 1050 code for a protein of 233 amino acids. Gene Ontology annotation, cellular component: voltage-gated potassium channel complex. Gene Ontology annotation, biological process: regulation of potassium ion transmembrane transport. The record is from RefSeq and is a predicted model, not a curated record. Lineage: Eukaryota; Metazoa; Chordata; Amphibia; Anura; Pelobatidae. Gene Ontology annotation, molecular function: calcium ion binding; potassium channel regulator activity. The transcript is spliced from 8 exons.
GCUUCUGUUAUGAAUUGAAAAGUCAGGAUAUGAGUUCCAAAGCAGACGCUCUAUGAAGACUUCUAAAGAACACAUUAGCUCCUAGUUAUGAUGUCAAAGCAAAGGGCUAGUUCUACACCAUAGCAUCUCCCGACAAUUCACUGCUAACACAAUCAAACACCAGGACGCAUGCAAUGUGAGCCUAUUAUGGAUAUUUUGCUUCAGUGACAGUGGUCUUUUCCACGGGCAGGGAAAAGCUGCCUUUAUUUCUUUCUCAUGACUGCAAGAUUUCUGAUACGCUCGCUUUCUGGACAAAAACCACCCAAGCAGCUGUAAAGUUCAAACAGGAAUGAUUUGCCAAUUCCAAGGAUGUUAACAGUCGAGUGGGAGUCUGAAGGACUGCAAACGGUGGGAAUCGUUAUGAUCAUUUGUGCAUCUCUGAAACUGCUGCAUCUUUUGGGGCUGAUCGACUUCUCCGAAGACAAUGUUGAAGAUGAAAUGGAAAUGGCCACCGUGCGACAUCGCCCUGAAGCGCUUGAGUUGCUGGAAGCACAGACAAAAUUCACAAAGAAGGAGCUUCAGAUUCUGUACAGAGGAUUUAAAAAUGAAUGUCCCAGUGGGGUGGUUAAUGAAGAAACCUUCAAAGAUAUCUACGCACAGUUCUUCCCACAAGGAGAUGCUUCGACUUACGCACACUUUCUCUUUAAUGCUUUUGACACAGACCACAACGGAUCUGUAAGUUUUGAGGAUUUUGUAAUGGGUCUUUCCACAUUGCUACGAGGGACAGUGCACGAAAAGCUUAACUGGGCAUUCAAUUUAUACGAUAUCAACAAAGAUGGAUAUAUAACUAAAGACGAAAUGCUUGAUAUAAUGAAGGCAAUUUAUGACAUGAUGGGCAAAUACACGUAUCCUGUUGUUAGAGAGGAAACACCAAAACAACAUGUGGAGAAUUUCUUCCAGAAAAUGGAUAUUAAUAAAGAUGGAGUAGUUACUAUAGAGGAGUUCAUAGAAAGCUGCCAAAAAGAUGAAAAUAUCAUGUGCUCUAUGCAGCUGUUUGAAAAUCUGAUUUAGCACACGUGUGUUAGCUAUGAAGAAAAGACAUUCGAUCUAUUUUUGUCAAUGAUUUGAAGCUGCAAUUUCCAUCUUACCACAAAUAGACUGUUCAGCUUUACACUAAGUCAUAUAUUAUGCAAAACAGCUUUUUGGAUUGUGUUUUUUGUUUUUGUUGUUUUUUUACCGACGCCUUUCUAAAAUCAGUUUUAAUGGCAUACAGUGGGACAUUUGCAUUUUCACGCAAACCAUAGUUUUUUUUCACUACGCUUUAUUUAAAAAGUGGCCAAUAUUAGCUUAUAGUAAUUAAUAAAUUGUUAACAACAGUGUACUUUAUAAAACACAGUAUUUCAUGCUAUGACGGACAACUGCCUGAUCCUUGCUUACUAUGGUAAGUUACAUCACUGGCUUCUUACCAUAUAUUUAGUACAAAUAUAAAGGACAGUGAUCUCAUCAAAGAGAGGUAAAGUGUUCUCUAUUAUCUUUCCAUAAAAUGUGCCUGAAAUUAGAAAAGUCACAAACAAAAAAACAAAAACAUAAUAAACUAAACAGUAUAUGUUUGGCCAAUGGUCCUCAUGAUAUUUAUGAUUUUUCGCUUGCAUAAGCUGUGGACUUUUUUUCCAAUUGAGUUCUGAAGAAUGUAUUUUGUUCCAGUAUAGUAUUAUUUUAAAUGCACUUAUUGGGGGAAGAAAAUUUACUUUUUAACUACUACAUUAAUAAACAGUUAUAAUAAAUGAUUUGAAUAGUUGGAAGACAAAAUAUGGUGCCACCUUGGCCCAGCAGCAUUAUUUAUUAUGCUCCAAAUACACCAGAUUUCAUACCCCAUUACUGCCAAAUGCAGUCAAAGGUUACAGCGUCCAUCUCAGCCCAAUACUUUUACCUAUUAAUACCAAGGGAAUUUAAGAAAUCCGAGGUAAGUAAAAUGCCCGUAUCAGCUACCAUGCGUACCAGCCAAGUUUCCUACGAUAAUCUGUUGUUUCUCUGCACAUGUAGGAAACCGGGACAGCUCUUAUGGAUUCUGACAUUAGUGCCACUAUCACAGGUCUAAAUAGCAGACACUGUGAUUUAUUGAGAUCCUUUGUGUUUGAUAGACACAGGCAUCAUUUUUAGUUUAUCACCAAAUAAACACUUUCUCAUGUCCAAAGCGUCAAUUUCAGAAAAAGAUAACAAUGCUGUCUGCAGAUAAAAAACUUCAUAUUGAAAAAAUGUGAUAAGCAUCAGCAAAUAUUCUGGUGUGUUUAUGUACUGUAAGCCAUAGCAGCUGAUUAGAAUAAAAAUGAUCUUUACUAUGUAUAA